CCCCCUCCCUACCUCCCCCUCCCCCGUGAACUAUGCGUAACGUAACUAACAACAAACAAUAGUAACACCUGAGUACACAGGUGACUCAAAGUUUCAUUUUAUUAUGUCCCUCUUCUCUAGAUGCGAGUUUUUCACAAAGUAUUGAUCAACUUAGUCGUAGUAGUCACAUUUCUUGUUUUAUUUUAUGUGUAUAAUACCUCAGACUCGCUAUUGAAUCGUAAUAGCGCAGACGAGACGAUGGCUCCGGCUAGUGACGGAUCGAAGCCGUUCGCUUCAUUUUUAGUCAAUUCAAGUAACUCGACGCCCAAAGAAGAAGUAGAUGUUUGGUGCAUAUUCACUAAGGCAGCUGGAAACGCCCCCAUGAAGUACAAGCUGCUUACAUUUUCCCACUCGUUACUUGAGAGUGCCAACAGUGUUGUUGUUUCACUUCAUGUUAUUGUCGACACCUCCAGUCAAAGGAUUGCCCAGGAAAUACUACAGGGCGUGAAGGAAACCUUGAAAAAAGGCAUGAAGGUCACGUUCUACGAUGUAAACCAGAUUGCCAAGGAUCUUAAGUCACUUGUUGCCGCUAUGCAGCCACAUUUCAGCUCUCAACCGGGAUCAUACUACAGUGAUUCUCUUUUCUUUUUGUCAUUGGGCUUGCAUCACAUUGCCCCGUCAACAAUGACAAGGGCGGUUAUGUUUGAUAUUGACACCAAGCUGCGGUCAGAUGUCGGGAAAUUAUUCAACCUAUUUGAUAGUUUUGGAAAUGAUACACUUUUUGCCCUGGCUCCCGAGCUCUCACCAGUGUACCGCCAUGUACUCUAUACUUACCGUUCGCAAAACCCUACAUCUAAGAUUGGUGACCCAAUCGUAACGGGAGGGUAUCCAGGAUUGAAUAGUGGUGUGAUUUUAUUUGUGCUGGACAAGCUAAGGAUGUCAGCACAAUACCCCCAGCUUAUUCAAGCUUCAAAUGUAACUGCACUUGCCCAGAAGUACAGUUUUAAAGGACACUUGGGUGACCAAGAUUUUUAUACCCUUUUGGGCUUCGAGCACCCAGAGCUGGUGUCUGUUCUUCCAUGCAAUUGGAAUAGACAAUUAUGCCCUUGGUGGAGUGAACAUGGAUACCGAGAGGUCAUGCCUCAAUAUGCACACUGUGAAGGAAAGAUUCAUGUGUGGCACGGCAAUUGUAACACUCCUAUUCCUGCUUCCUAGUAAUUGCAUCACAAAUAUUACGCAGGUUUUCUCUUUCCUAUUUUAAGUUAUGUUGGUGAGGCAAUGUUUUAUAAUUAUUUUUUGUUGUUGUUGAGUAGGUUUGUGGAUAUUUUAUAAUAUUGUGAAGUUCAGUACACAAAGAGAUUUUAAUAUUUUAAAUAUUUUUAUGUAGGGACACUCUUUAUUAUUGUUUUUCUAGCAAUUGUUUAGUUGUAGAACUCUGAAGCUGCCUUGUUUUGUAUUAUUUAUGUUGACUUCCCUUUUAACAUUGUAUAUGUGACUUUUUUUUCUUCAUUUUUGUAAUGUGAUCUGAUCUGCUUUAAAGAGACUAUUUAUUAUUUUAUAAGAAUGAAAUUAAAGAACAAGUAUCAUGCCAUGGAAA
Thrips palmi is the source of this 1576-nucleotide messenger RNA. Its product is annotated as xyloside xylosyltransferase 1. NCBI's taxonomy places the organism in Eukaryota, Metazoa, Arthropoda, Insecta, Thysanoptera, Thripidae. The coding region runs from base 121 to 1194 and encodes 357 amino acids. The record is from RefSeq and is a predicted model, not a curated record. The transcript is spliced from 4 exons. Gene Ontology annotation, molecular function: UDP-xylosyltransferase activity.